Molecule: messenger RNA, 8706 nt
Organism: Loxodonta africana (African savanna elephant)
Lineage: Eukaryota; Metazoa; Chordata; Mammalia; Proboscidea; Elephantidae
Exons: 3
Coding region: 1-948 (315 amino acids)
Source: RefSeq, a predicted model, not a curated record
AUGGGCAUGGACCACUGGGUUGCCUUAGAUUUCCUCCUGGCCGAACAAGGGAGUGUCUGCGCAGUUGCAAACACCUCUUGCUAUAUGUAUGUUAAUACUUCUGGGGAGGUGGAGCUUCAGGCUUGGAGAAUCCUCCAAUGUGCUGAAUGGUUAAAGACAGCCCAUACCCAAAUGAGUAACAAUAUCUGGAACCAGAUUAAGGAAUACCUGCCUUUCCUGACUUACUACCUUCCCCUUCUGGGACUCACACACUUAACCGCUACACUACCAGGUGUGUUUUUUCCUUUGAAUAAACAGCCGCUGCUUAUUCUCAUUCGGGUGGUCUUGGGUUAUUGCCGCACUAGGUAUCUCGAAGCAUCCCAGGAGCCGGCCUGCGUGUCACCGAAGGAGGAAUUGGCUUUGCGGGGAGAGGUCGGAACUGGAAUUGGAAAGGGGGGCUCUUUCGAGUACGCUGAGAGUAGUGCUGGCGCAGGAGCCCAAGGACGGCUCGCAAGCUCAGGCCUGCCGGGUGGUCCAAAGUGUGGACCAUGUUCGAGAGAAGGAGCAGCCGCCCUGACUGGAGGGUGUCUUCCUGCUGCUCUUUGUGGCGGGCCUUGUGCUGGUGACCACCGUCCACGACUGGAGCAAGGAGGAGCAAUUCCAUGGCCUGGAGAAGUGGAUCCUCAAGGACCAGAAGACGCCGUCCUGCGGGGCGUCCAAGUGGAGGAGAGCCCCGUGGUGGACCUCAUGGUGGACGCAGACCGCCCAUGGCAACUUGCUGCCGGUGGAGGGGCUGCUGAUCUUCGGGGAGAACUGAAAACGGACGAGAGUGUCCUCACGGGAGAGUCUGAAAACGGACGAGAGUGUCCUCACGGGAGAGUCAGCGGUGGUGAUGAAAGCGCUAACCUGCAUCUGCACCCUGCUGACAGCAGUCACCACAUGUUGGAGGGCCCAGCACGAUGUUGGUGACUGCUGUCAGUCUUAACUCGCAGGCAGACCUUGUGGUGUCACUACUGACCUCUGAAACAAAGAACAAAGAGAGCGUAAAGAAAACAUUAUCAUAGGACAAGCGCGGGAACAAAACAGCCCAAGAGGGUGAAGGCAAAAAUGCAGCCAAUUCGAACAUCACUGGCUACAAAGAAAAGCCCCUCUACAAGACACACUUACGGAGUUAUCCAUAAUGAUUGGCAAGUGGGAUUUGCUAAUGGCUAUCCUGUAGAUUGCACUGCACAUUAUACAGAAUACAUUGUUCGGUUUUUCAUUAUUGGAGUAACAGCCUUGGCGAUAGCUGUCUCAGGAAGCCUUCCCUUUGGAGUUACUCUUUCCUUAUUCUGUAAAGAACGAUGAAAGAUAAAAAUGUAGUGAGACAUUUGGAUGCUUGUCAAACUAGGGGAAAUGCAACAAACAUUAGCUGAGAUAAAAUGGGAACUUUGAACAGGGAUCACAAGAGAGGGUCCCAGACAGAGCUGGAGAAGAAUGUAGAACAAAAUCCUAACUCACACACACACAAAAGGCCAGACUUACUGGUCUGGCAGAGACUGGUGAAACCCUGAGAAUAUCACCCCCGGACACCCUUUUAACUCACUACUGAAGUCACUCCUGAGGUUCACCCUUCAGCCAAAGAUGAGACAGACCCAUAAAAUGAAAUGAGCCUAAAUGGGCACACCAGCCCAGAGGUAAGGACAAGAAGGCAGGAGGGGACAGGAAAGCUGAUAGUGGGGAACCCAGAGAGCAUUGACAUGUUGUGGGGUUGGAAACCAAUGUCACAAAACAAUAUACAUAUUAAUUGUUUAAUAAGAAACUAAUUUGCUCUGUAAACCUUCAUCUAAAACACAAUUUUAAAAAAUGGGGACUUUCACUAUUACAAAAUAACAGCAGUUCAGGCUUACAUUGGUGAGACUCAUCAUAAAACAAUUCCUAGACCUAAGUGUAUUCCAGAAUCGUUCUUACAAUUCUGCCGUAAUUUUUUCAGAUGUUGAGUCCAUCCCAACAGAUUGGCAAUAAAACAGAAUGUGCUUUGUUGGCGUAACUUCUGCAUUUAAAAACCAUGAAAAAAAAAAAAGCACAUUUAUGCAAAAAUAUGCCUUCAACUCAGAGAAGAAAUUCAUGAUGAGUGUCUUAAAACUGCCUGAUAGAGGUUUUCAAGUUGUUUACUAAGGGAGUCUCAGAAAUAUUAUUUAACAGGCAUUGCCAAAUCCUGAAUGAAAAGGGUAAAGAGCUGACAAAAACAGAUGAAGAAGGUAUUUCCUAAAGGGGUAUUAAACCAGUGGUUUAAUAACUUAGAACCAUGUGCCUGAUGUUCAGAAAUUUUCUAGAUACUGAGACAAACCUGAGUAGGAUAAUGAAGAAGACACAAUUAAAGAUCUUACGUGCAUUGCUCUUAUAGACAUUGAAGAUUUUAUGUCAAAACUUUGAGUGCCUGCAAGAUCAAAAAAAAAAAAAAUUUUUUUUUUUUUUUUUGCAAGCUCUAGCCCCUGACAAAUACAACCCAGUUAAAGGUAUAGUUAAGAGUAAUGUUUUGGGGCAGAAGGAGAUUGUAGCAGUCACUGAUGAUGGUGCUAAUGAGUGUCUAAGAGAGCAGAUGUGGAAUUUGUAAUGGGGUUAACAGGAACAGAUACAGCUAAAGAAGCUCCUGAUAUCGUUCCUACCGAUAACUUCUCAAGUAUUGUUAAAGCUAUCUUGUGGGAUAGCAAUGUUUAUGACCGCAUGUCCAAAUUCCUUCCAUUUCAAUUGAUUGUCGAUGUUGUAGCCACAACUGUGACCUUCAUAGGAGCGUGUGUUGUCCAGGAUUCUCCUCUAAGCUGUGCAGAGGCUUUGGAUGAAAUCUUAGAAUAGAUGCCUUUGCUUCCCUUGCUCUGGAGAACCUGCAGAGUCACCUUUGCUUUGCAAACCUUAUGGUCCAACCCAGUGCCGUCGAGUCGAUUCCAACUCAUAGCGAACCUUAUGGUAGGGGAAAAAAUAUCUCUUGUCCAUUUAAUGAUAAAAUUUAUUUCAGGCCAUACAUAAUAUCAGUUUAUAGUUACUUUUAAUCUUACGUUAGUGAAACUCUUUUUAAUUUGGACCAUGGAAGAAACACUCUCCUACAUGCUCCUCCUUCUACAAUGAUACUUAAUACUUUUAUUAUGAUGCAAUUUUUCCAAUGAAAUUAAUACCCAGAAGCUUCAUGGUAAAAGAAAUAUAUUUGAGAGACUCUUCAGUAAUAAUAUCAUAUAACUGUUGCAGGCACAUUUAUUGUACAGUUUGGUACUGUGCAAUGUGGGUGAUGGGUAUUCAACUGUACAAACCUAUGAUAAUGGUGCAUUUUCCUAAGAGUAUCAGAAUGUUUUACGAAUAAGGGUGUUUAUGAAUAAGGAAGACCGAAGAAGAAUUGAUGCCUUUUAAUUAUGGCGCUGGCGAAGAAUAUGGAAUAUACCAUGGACUGCCAGAAGAAUGAACAAAUCUGUCUUGGAGGAAGUACAGCCAGAGUGCUCCCUGGAAGUGAGGAUGGUGAGACUUUGUCUCACGUACUUUGGACAUGUUACCAGGAAAGACCAGUCCCCAGAAAAGAACAUCAUGCUUGGUGAAGUAAAAGAUCAGCAAAAAAGAGGAAGACUCUCAAUGAGAUGGACUGGCACAGCGGCUACAACAAUGGGCUCAAGCAUAACAAUGAUUGUGAGGAUGGCGAAGGACCAGGCAGUGUUUCGUUCUGUUGUACAUAGGGACACUAUGAAUCGGAACCAACUCAAUGACACCUAACAACAACAACAACAUAAGGGUGUUACUGUGGGGUAAGUUCUUAACUAUAAUGCCAAAUGGCUGUGUGAAGGCCACUUUAAGACUUUUUUGUUAGAGGACAAGUAAACUUACUAAAGAUGUAUAAGAGUCAGAAACAGGAGAAAACCGCAAAGAUGCAUUUUGGGUUCUGUACUCAGGUAGACUCAAAGAUCAGAAAUGAAUGAUGGAGACAUAAUUCUUCCAUCUGGUCACUCGCCUUAUCAGGUCAUCCAGUGUAACAAAAGGAGUCCUUUAAAAUUUAUGCAUUUUCUACCUUGAACACUUAAAAUAUAGUAAUAAUCAAAAAACAACUUCACUUUAUCCUUUUCCUCACAUUUUAGAUUUUAGUUUUUAAAAUAAAUGGCUGGUCUGUGUUAUCUUCAUUGUUACAUUUAAAGGUUGUUCUUUGGAAGUAGAGAAAUGAACACAGGAAGUUACAUUUUAGACAGAAAAGUAAUGGGAGAAUUGUUUAUGACUAAAACAUGGCUCAAGAGAAGAGUAGCCUAUUAUAUUUUGAUCUUUUUAAAAUAGAGGUUUGGGUGCCAAAUUACUAAUAAAUAAAUAACAUUUGUUAUUAAUAAAAACCAGUUACCAUACAUCAGCAAUAAGGAAUCUGAAAAGGAAAUGAAGGAAACAAUUCCAUUUACAAUAGCAUCUAGAAGAAUAAAAUACCUAGGAAUCAACUUAACCAGACAGGUGAAAGACCUGUACAUGGAAAACUAUAAAAUACUACUGAAAGAAAUUAAAGAUGACCUGAACAAAUGGAAAGACAUUCCAUAUUCAUGGAUCAAAGGACUUCAUAUUGUCAAGAUGUCACUACUACCGAAAGCCACCUGUAAAUUCAAUGUAAUCCCCAUCAAAAUUAUAACAAUCUUCUUUGAAGUAUAGGGAAAGCCAAUCCUUAUUUUUAUAUGGAAUUGCAAAGGGCCCCAAAUAGCCAAAGCAAUCUUGAAAAAGAACAGAGUAGAAGGACUCUCACUUCCUGCUCUCAAAACGUAUUAUAAACCUGCAAUAAUCAAAACAAUCUGAUACUGGAAUAACGAUAGAUAUAUAGACCUAUGGAAUGGAAUUGACAACCCAAAGUUAAGUGUACAUAUCCAUGGUUAAUUAAUCUUCAACAAGGGUGCUAAAUCCAUCAAAAGGGGAAAAGAAUAGUCUGUUUAAUAAAUGGUGCUAAAACAACUGUAUUUUCACAUGCCAAAGAUUGAAGUUAGACCCAUACCUAACACCAUAUAAAAAACUAACUAAAAAUGGAUCAAAGACCUAAAUAUACUACCUAAAACCACAAAACUCUUAGAAGAAAACAUAGAGGCAGUGCUCUGGGAUUUAAGCCCUCAACAACAGCUUCUUAGAUAUGACAACGAAAGCACAAGCAGCAAAAGAUAAAACAGAUAAAUGGGAUCUCAUAAAACUCAAAAAACUUCUGUACAUCAAAGGACUUUAUCAACAAAAUAGACAACUUACAGACUGGGAAAAAAAUUCUGGAAACUACAUAUCAGAUAAGGGUUUAAUAUCCAGAAUAUAUAAAGAACUCCUAAAACUUAACAAGAAAAAGGCAAACAACCCAAUUGAAAAAUGGGCAACGGACCUGAACAGAUGUUUUACCAAAGAGGAUAUACAAAUGGCCAACAAGCACAUGAAAAGAUGCUCAAAGUCAUUAUCCAUUGUUGUUGCUAGGGGACACCGAGUAGGUUCCAACUCAUAGCAACCCUAUGCACAACAGAAUGAAACACUGCCUGGUCCUGCGCCCUCCUCACAAUUGUUGCCAGACUUGAACCUAUUGUUGAACCCACUGUAUCAUUCCAUUUAGUUGAGGGUAUUCCUCUUUUUGGCUGACCCUCUACUUUACCAAGCAUGAUGUCCUUCUCCAGGGACUGAUUCCUCCUGAUAACCUGUCCAAAGUAUGUGAGAUGUAAUUUCGCCAUCCAUGCUUCUAUGGAGCAUUCUGGUUGUACUUCUUCCAAGAUAGAUUUGUUCCUUCUUUUGGCAGCUCAUGGUAUAUUCAAUAUUUUUCGCCAACAUCACAAUUCAAAGGUGUCAGUUCUUCUUCAGUCUUCCUUAUUCAUUGUCCAGAUUUUGCAUCUAUAUGAGGCAAUUGAAAGCACCAUGGCUUGGGUCAGGCACACCUUUGUCCUCAAGGUGACGUCCUUGCUUUUCAACACUUUAAAGAGGUCUUUUGCAGCAGAUUUGCCCAAUGCAAUGAGUCUUUUGAUUUCUUCACUGCUGCUUCCAUGGCUGUGGAUUGUGGAUCCAAGUAAAAUGAAAUCCUUGACAACCUCAAACUCCUGUCUGUUUAUCACGAUGUUGCUUAUUGGUCGAGUUGUGAGAAUUUUUGUUUUUUUCAUGUUGAGGUGUAAUCCAUACCGAAGGCUGUGGUCUUUGAUCUUCAUCAGUAAGUGCUUCAAGUCCUCUUCACUGCGGCAAGCAAGGUUUUGUCAUCUGCAUAAGGCAGGUUGUUAACGAGUCUUCUUCCAAUCCUGAUGCCCCGUUCUUCUUCAUACAGUCCAGCUUCUCAGAUUAUUUGCUCAGCAUACAGGUUGAAUAGUUAUGGUGAAAGGAUACAACCCUAGCAUACACCUUUCCUGACUUUAGACUAUGCAGUAUCCCCUUGUUCUGUUUGAACAACUGCCUCUUCAUCUAUGUAGAGAUUCCUCAUGAGCACAAUUAAGUGUUCUGGAAUUCCCAUUCUUCACGAUGUUAUCCAUAAUUUGUUAUGAUCCACACAGUCAAAUGCCUUAGCAUAGUCAAUAAAACACAGGUAAACAUCUUUCAGGUAUUCUCUGCUUUCAGGUAGGAUCCAUCUAACAUUAGCAAUGAUAUCCCUGGUUCCAUAUCCUCUUCUAAAUCCAGCUUGAAUUUCUGGCAGAUCUCUGUCAAUAUACUGCUGUAGCUGCUUUUGAAUGAUCUUCAGCAAAAUUUUGCUUACAUGUGAUAUUAAUGAUAUUGUUCGAUAAUUUCUGCCUUCAGUUGGAACACCUUUCUUGGGAAUAGGCAUAAAUAUGAAUCUCUUCCAGUCAAUUGGCCAGGUAACUGUCUUCCAAAUUUCUUGACAUAGAUGAGUGAGCACUUCCAGGGCUGCAUCUGUUUGUUGAAACAUCUCAAUCGGUAUCCCAUCAAUUCCUGGAGCCUUGUUUUUAGCCAAUGCCUUCAGGGCAGCUUGUAUCUCUUCCUUCAGUAUCAUCAGUUCCUGAUCGUAUGUUACCUCCUGAAAUGGUUGAACGUCGACCAAUUCUUUUUGGUAUAGUGACUCUGUAUUCCUUCCAUUUCUUUUGAUGCUUCCUACAUUGCUUAAUGUUUUCCCCAUAGAAUUUCUUCUUCAGUUCUUUCAGCUUGAGAAAUGCUGAGCAUGUUCUUCUCUUUUAGUUUUCUAUCUCCAGCUCUUUGCACAUGUCAUCAUAAUACUUUAGUUUGUCUUCUCGAGCCACCCUUUGAAAUCUUCUGUUCAACUUUUUUACUUCAUCAUUUUUUCCUUUUGCUUUAGCUACUUGACAUUCAAGAGCAAGUUUCAGAGUCUUUCCUGACAUCCAUUUAGGUCUUCUCUUUCUCUUCUGUCUUAUUAAUGACCUCUUGCUUUCUUCAUGUCUGAUGUCCUUGAUGUCAGUCCUCAACUCAUCUGCUCUUCAGUCAUUAGUGUUCAAUGCAUCAAAUCUAUUCUUCAGAUAGUCUCUAAAUUCAGGUGGGAUAUACUCAAGGUCAUACUUUGUCUCUCGUGGACUUGUUCUAAUUUUCUUCAGUUUCAACUUGAACUUGCAUAUGAGUAAUUGACGGUCUGUUCUGCAGUCAGCUCCUGGCCUUGUUCUGACUGAUGAUAUUGAGCUUUUCCAUCAUCUCUUUCCACAAAUGCAGUCAAUUUGAUUUCUGUGUGUUCCAUCUGGCGAGGUCCACGUGUACAGUCACCGUUUAUGUUGGUGAAAAAAAGUAUUUGCAAUGAAGAAGUUGUUGGUCUUGCAAAAUUCAAUCAUGCAGAUCUCCAGCAUCAUUUCUAUCACCAAGACCAUAUUUCCCAACUACCAACCCUUCUUCUUGGUUUCCAACUUUCCAGUAAUUAUCAGUCCAUCCUGAUUGCAUGUUUGAUCAAUUUCAGACUGCAGAAGUUGGUAAAAAUCUUCAAUUUCUUCAUCUUUGGCCUUAGUGGUUGGUGCAUAAAUUUGCAUAAUAGUUAUAUUUACUGGCCUUCCAUGUAGGCAUAUGGAUAUUAUCCUAUCACUGACAGCAUUAUACUUCAGGAUAGAUCUUGAAAGGUUCUUUUUGACGAUUUAUACAACGCCUUUCUUCUUCAAACUGUCAUUCCCAGCAUAGUAGACCAUAUGAUUGUCCAAUUCAGAAUGGCCAAUGCCAGUCCAUUUCAGCUCACUAAUGCCUCGGAUACUGAUCUUUAUGUGUCCCAUUUCAUUUUUGACGAUUUCCAAUUUUCGUACUUCGUACAUUCCAGGUUCCAAUUAUUAAUGCAUGCUCGCAGAUGUUUCUUCUCAUUUUGAGUCGUACCACAUCAGCAAAUGAAGGUCCGAAAAGCUUGACUCCAUCCAUGUCAUUAAGAUCGACUUUAUUUUGAGGAGGCAGCUCUUCCCCAGUCGUAUUUUGAGUGCCUUUCAACCUGAGGGAUUCAUCUUCCAGCACUAUAUCAGACAGUGUUCCACUGCUAUUCAUAAGGUUUUCUCUGGCUAAUUCUUUUUGGAAGUAGACUGCCAGGUCCUUCUUCCUAGUCUGUCAUAGUCUGGAAGCUCAGCUGAAACCUCUCUGCCAUGGGUGACCCUGCUGGUGUUUGAAUAUUGGUGGCAUAGCUUCCAGCUUCAUAGCAACACACAAGCCCCUACAGUAAGACAAACUGACAGACGUAUGGGGAAAUUAGCCGUUAGGCACAUGUACAUCAAAACAACAAGAUACCACUUCACUCUCACUAAACAAAAACCAAACCAAACAAAACCCACUGCCGUCGAGUCAAUUCCGAUUCAUAGCAACCCUAUAGGACAGAGU